AUGUCUUCCUCAAUGUCUGGGACGGGCCGAGGUGCAAUGGCGUCACCUUUACGCUCCUUCUUCGCACUGCUGAGACUUCUGGUGCUACUUAGCCUAGGCAUCACGUCACCGACGGUACACGGUAAGGGUAUCCGCGCUACCGUCGAGGCUUCAUGGAAUGAGACGUCAUUUUACCAGGAGGGCUGCGAGUGGGCCGCGCGCUCUUUCGGCGAUGAGGCUUUCUACAGCUGUCUUGAGGCCCUCUGGUCUCCGCCUUUGAAGGGAAACAAGGGUAGCGUGAACCCCGAGGAAGCGCGCGACGCGAUGAGCGCUCGCUUCCGCACGCAGCAACAGCAGUACAUGACACUUCUCGAGGUUCUCUUCGACCUCCCUGAAACGCGAGGCGCCAAUAGGGCUUUCUUUGAAGUAGAGAUGGCGGCACGCGUCUACUCACCGGCAGUGGAGGCGCACUAUGCCCUUACAGACAAGGCGCUACGCGAGACGACAUCGCCGCAGUACUUCUCAGAGAAGGCCUAUAGCGACGAAGAUAAACGUGGCAGCGGCAGCAGCUCAUCCUGUGGCGAUCCCUUCGCUGUGGUUUAUACCCGCACUGCUCCAGGUGCUCUAUUACAGGCGCUCCGCGUCGAAACACCUUCCGCCUUGAAGAGUGCAGUUGAUGGUGUGGGGAAGUCACACAGAGGCGCCUUGGUGUCCGUAGAUGAGGUGACUUUCGCGCGCUUUGAUCACCGUUACAUGUCUUCGUCACCGUCUGCUACUCGUGAAGUGCCGGCUGUGGUUGUUCUGUAUGGAUUGCUCGGCUCCGCUGCCACCCACGCGCUGCACCGCGCCGCCGUGGAGCUUUCAAGUCUUGCUGACGCUGCCAGUGCCAGUACCACCAGCGCGCCAGCUUAUUUCUGGCGUCAUCUGCCGGUGUCGGUGUCACGUCUGUGCGCUGCUGCUGGUGUCCCUGGGCGGUCAUUUGCGGCAGCGACGACGAGUAUGUGGGACAGUCCUUUGGUUGUACAGGGCUAUGGCGUUACCGUCGACAUCAAAAACAUGGAGUACAACGUGCUUGAUGAAAAAAAGGCCGCACAGCAGCGAUCCAAGGAGGAGAGCUUGGCGGCAACAGCUACAGGGUCUUUACAUGGUGCCACCAAUGCCGCGGCUGCGGCAAAGGAGGCACCAGAGACGCACGGGGGCCGCAUCGUUGGCGGCUUUCGCGUUGCCCGGCUGAAGGAGCGUUACCCGGGCUUGGCUGCCCUCCUCGACGAGUUUGCCACCCUCCUCGACGAGGAGGUCGGCAACGACGAUAUGAAGGUAGGCUUCGAUGUGUGGGAGUUACAGAAGAUCGGGCUGGCCGCGACGCAGUACAUUCUGGACGUGAAGAAUCACAGCCGUCGCUUGCACGUGCUCGAGGACAUGGUAAUGCGGUUCCCGACGUACGCCACGGCCCUCUCCCGCAUCGCUACACAGCCUGGACGACUGGUGGAGGUGCGAAAUACGUUGUCCAUUCUCCACCAGACCAUUAACCCAGGUCAAUCAGCGCUCUUUGUGGAUGGCUGGCGCGUGGAGGAGGAAGAGCUCAGCCUCUUUGGCGUCCUGCACGCGCUGCAUGAGGAAGAGCGGCUCAUUCGGUGCAUUAAAACGGUACUGACCACGCGCGCUGUUCCCGCCAAAGCUGAGGUGAGCUCAGAGGACGUGAAGCGCGAGGUUCGCACAGUGUCAUGGCUGCCCGCAAUGCUCGAGAAGGUUUCUGGGUACGUUAAGCAGGCGACUCGUCGCGCCAUCAGCACCCCGGAGAAUGGCGCCGACAUGGAAGUGGCCUACGCGAUUCCUGCGAAGCACACCAUCUGGAUCAACAACGUCGAGACAAGCCCGCAGCUUGAGGGGCUGUCAUCUGAGCUCUCCAUCUUCACCGCUACUGACGACAUCACACAGAUCCCACGCCGCAAUGUGCUGAACUAUGUCUUCUUGUGGAAUCCGGUCUCCAAGACGAGCCUGCAGAUGCUCUCCCUUCUGUUCCGCCACCGUCAGGAGGGCCUCAACGCCCGUUACGGACUUGCAGUGGUGGAUCCAACGUGGUCACCUGUAGUUGAAACAGGGGUGCAGAGCGAUGCCAGGGACUUCAAGGGAGAGCCUACCAGGUCGCAGGCCGCGCUUCAGGUAUUCGCUCUCGUGUAUCACCUUGCUGCGAUGGACGAGAAUGCUGUGCUGGCGUUUCUGGUGGAGUUGUUCCAGACGUCCAUGAAGAUCAAUACCGAUACGAUCCCUGACGCAGUGGUUUUUCGCGUUUGCAACAAGACCGCCGGUAGGCUGCUACGCACCAGUCUCGCUGAGCUGACAAGCAAGGCGGACUUUCUGACCUACUACCACGAGACGCAAGCGGUGCUGCGCCGCUUCCCUGUUCCCCAGUACCCCGCCACGUUCCUCAACGGUGUCCUGCUGGGCGACGACUUGGCCGGCAUGUCAGCCGCGCUCCGGAGGGAGUUGGCGCUGCUGCGGAGGUGGGUAUCAAGCAGGGUCCUGCGAGAUGAGAUGAAGGACAUGUACAACGCCAUUCUCAAGCAGCGAAACGCUGUGGACCACCUGCAGCCCGCACUGGUGCGUACCCCGGUGACGAUGCGGUGGUCCGACAGGCCGUCCACGGUGGCCUAUGUUGAGGGUAUGCCAUAUGUGUACAGUGCUGCGUACGCUGGAGACGUCCCGGCGCUAACCCAGCUGGUGACGUUGCCCUGCGAGCUCACCACUACGAUGCUGCAACAGGUGCUCACAGUGUUGAAAUCACUGGAGGAGUGCGGCGCUGUCUUGGAGGAGGACACCGUGACCCAUGAAGUGUGCAGAAGUCUGCGACUCUCACUGGUUUCGUGCCCAACUGCCACGUCUCUCGUUCAUCGCCACAUUGAAACGCUUCAGCAGCAGCUGACUCGCAGCCGUGCGCCAAAGGUAACAUGGCACACUGCACUGCGGCGGUACGUGUCGCAUGUUGUGGAAUCCGUGACGUCGACAAGUGUGGAUAUGAACGCUGUUCUUUGCACAGAGACAGUGCUCGCAGCGCUGACGGAGUCGCCACUCCCUGACGACUUGCAGACGUUGGUCGGUGUCUCCAGCAGCACCGGUGAAAAUACACCGCCACAGUGGGAUAGGGAACAGGUGCACUUUUGGACCGCCUUCGAGGACGCCUACAAGGGCAGUGCUGACAACGUCGCCCUCAUCACCAAUGGCCGCAUCGUUGCCAUGGAUACCAGCUUCAGCACUGCAGACGUUCUCACGGCAGCUCGGCUCGUGGAGCCGAUCACCAAGGCUGCCCUGCAUGUAGUAAUGAAUGUGAACUUUGCCGAGAUGAUAAGCGCCGCCGACGCCGGCUACACCGCGGAGGAGCUGGACACGAACUUUUUUGCUGGGAAAGCUGCCUGCCUGAGCAGCGUGUUUGGGGACGAGAUUUCGAGGCACAUGGCGAAGGAGAGCCUCUCCGAACCUGAACUGAUGCAGGAGGAGAACAUGGUGAGCUCUGCAAAGAGCUGGAAGAGGUUGCAAGGGGUCCUGUUCACGGUGCGCAACUUCCGUGCCGAAGGAGUUGCUUCGGACGACGCCGGGGAAGCUGAGGAAGAGUCCGUCACGGCAAGUGGUUUGCAGCCGCUGCACCGUGUCACGGCCGUCGUGGACCCUUCGUCGCGCGAUGCGCAGGUGAUCGUUUCGCUCGUUCACUACCUUGUCCAGUCCCAGCUGCAAGUUCACCUCACUGUUCUCCUAAACCCCUCACUAGAUGUCAAGUACCCGAUUCGAAACUUCUACCAGUACGUUGCGAGCCCCACUCUAGCGUUCGAGGAGACCUCUGGCCGUGUCAUCGUACCACCUGCCACCUUCACUCAGAUGCCGUCGUUGACGCUGCUCACCCUCGGCAUUGACGAGCCGCCGUCCUGGACCGUAUUCUCGCAAGAUGCCGAGGUGGACUUGGACAAUGUCAUGCUGUCGAGGCUACCUCGCGGCACUCUCUUUGCGACGGCGAUCUACCGCAUGCACUCAGUGCUGAUAACGGGUGACGCAACCCAUGUGCAGACGCGUGUCCCCACCGACGGUCUCCCUCUCUCCUUGCACUCUUCCUCUCGCGCAGGCGGCGCGCCAGAGGCAUCACCGACAGCGCGCAGCACUGACACGCAGGUGAUGGCGAACAAAGGUGGUUAUUACCAAUUGCAGGCGAACCCCGGACUCUGGUACCUCUCCAUCAAGGAGGGCCCCGUGGCAGCGGCCUACUGCAUCGAAGUGAUUGACGGCCACGCCGUGCUCGAGUGCGCUGGAGGAGGAAAGGGCUUGUCACUGACAAACUGGUCACAGGGCCAGCACAUCCCGCUUCUGAUCGACUCCUUCCUUGGCCGGUACGUGUCGCUGCGAGUGGGCCACACGCCAAACUCUGCGGUGACAGCCGAUCUGCACAGGAUUCUACAGCAGAUAGCGUCUGGUGUGGAACCCACAUGGCCUCCUUUUCGGAGCACGCACGACACACCGCCUGAGCGGCCAAGGAAACCAACGCUCAACAUCUUCUCUGUCGCCUCCGGUCACCUGUACGAGCGCUUUCUACGAAUGAUGAUGUACAGCGUACAUAACACGUCAAGCGACAAGUACGGCGCUAACACGACGCGCAUUAAGUUUUGGGUGAUUGAGAACUUUCUCUCCCCGCAGUUUAAGCGUUACAUCCCCCUCCUCGCAGAGCAGCUCGGGUUUGAGGUAAGCUUCGUGACGUACCGCUGGCCGUGGUGGCUGCCGCGACAGACCGAGAAGCAGCGCAAGAUCUGGGCCUACAAAAUUCUCUUCCUGGACGUGCUGUUCCCGCUCGACAUCGACCGGAUCAUCUUCGUCGACGCCGACCAGACCGUCCUGGCGGACCUGCACGAGCUGUACAACAUGAACAUAGGCAUCAACCCUGUCGCCAUGACGCCGUUCUGCCAAAAGUUCAAGAACAAUGCAACCGCGUCGUUCCGCUUCUGGGAGCAGGGCUUCUGGAAGAGCCACCUGGGCCGCAAGCCCUACCACAUCAGUGCCCUUUUCCUCAUCGACCUUCGCCGCUUUCGUGCAAUGCGUGCUGGCGACCAGUACCGUGGCACCUACGCCCAGCUAGCAGGCGAUCCUAACAGCUUGCAGAACCUCGACCAGGACCUGCCCAACUACUUGCAGAAUAUCAUUCCUAUCUUCUUCUUGCCGGAGGAGUGGCUCUGGUGCGAGACGUGGUGCAGCGAGACCAGCAAAUCGAGGGCCAAAACGAUUGACCUCUGCAACAACCCACUGACGAAGGUGCCCAAGCUGGAGAACGCCAAGGCAAUCAUUCCCGGGUGGGAGGAGCUGGACAACAAACUGCAAGGCUUAUCGGACAGUGUACUCGCUAGCUUGUGA
Messenger RNA from Leishmania braziliensis MHOM/BR/75/M2904, 5364 nucleotides. RefSeq lists its product as hypothetical. Gene Ontology annotation, cellular component: endoplasmic reticulum. The transcript has a single exon. The coding region runs from base 1 to 5364 and encodes 1787 amino acids. NCBI's taxonomy places the organism in Eukaryota, Euglenozoa, Kinetoplastea, Trypanosomatida, Trypanosomatidae. The record is from RefSeq and is a predicted model, not a curated record. Gene Ontology annotation, molecular function: UDP-glucose:glycoprotein glucosyltransferase activity.